Molecule: messenger RNA, 3891 nt
Organism: Drosophila nasuta
Lineage: Eukaryota; Metazoa; Arthropoda; Insecta; Diptera; Drosophilidae
Gene: PKD
Product: serine/threonine-protein kinase D3
Exons: 8
Coding region: 649-3168 (839 amino acids)
Biological process (GO): protein phosphorylation; phospholipase C-activating G protein-coupled receptor signaling pathway; intracellular signal transduction
Cellular component (GO): cytosol
Molecular function (GO): protein serine/threonine kinase activity; ATP binding
Source: RefSeq, a predicted model, not a curated record
CUCUUUUGGCUUAGUUAACUCAGAACGUGCCGCGGCGACAAUGGCAACAACAGUAGCAGCAACGACUACAUUAAAUUGCAACGAAUAGAAAUAGCAAGAACACCAAGAGACAACGUCAUAACGGAUAUUUUUACAACCCGUAAAUGGCCGGCUGUCUGGGAAAAAGGCGCUGAUUAUAAACCGCGACUGACUGCGCCAAGCCAAGCAGUAAUAAUAAUAAUAAUAAUAAACCGCAACCCGCCGCACAAUACUAAAUCCGAAGCCAAACCGCAAAACUUGCAUUAAAACGUCCACUGAGAGAGAGAGGGAGAGAGAAAGAAAGAGAGCAAAGCAAUAACAACAAUAAGAGCCGUAAACACAAAAAAAAUAAACAGUACAAAGUUAUUUCGUCCUUGGCAUUUUGCGAAGCCAUCAAGUAGCUGGCAGCAGCUGUGCAAAAAAAAAAGGACGAAGGAAGAGGAGCAAAAGCUGCUCGAGUUGAAGACGGAACAUUUUUAUUGAGAACAUUGUGGCCGGAGAGCCCCCGUUAAUACGGGGACAACCGGACAUCGUGAAAGCGCAAUCGUGGCCCAAAGACAUUCACAUCACAGUAACAGCAACGGCGGCGGCAGCGGCGCUGGCAGCGGCGUUGGCAGCGUGCCCGUCAUCAUGGAGGGACCCGAGGUGACGUUCCUCUUUCAAUUCGGCAGCGUGCGCGAUGCCGUCUGUGUGCCAGCGAAUGCAUUGACACUCAAAUCGCUCAAGGAUUUGGCAUGCGAUUUCAUCAACACCAAGAUACCGGACAGUGGACUGACAUAUCUGUCAGAACGCAUACUGCUCUUCAUUCACGACUAUAGCACGCCGAAUGUGCUGCACAUCAUCAAUUCCGCAGCGGAAGUUGUGGAUGAGACAUUGGUGGAAAUUGUAUUAACAGCCAGUCCCAUACUAUAUCCGACGUCGGAAAUGCCAACACUGAAGCCGCACAGCCUCAACGUGCAUUCCUACAAGGCGCCCACAUUCUGUGAUUUCUGCGGUGAAAUGCUGUUUGGUCUGGUGCGUCAAGGACUCAAAUGCGAUGGCUGCGGUCAGAACUAUCACAAGCGAUGCGUGGUGAAAAUACCCAACAACUGCAACCGCUCGAGUGAUGCCACAUCACGACGCUCGUUCACAUUGCAUCCACCCCGCAGCCCAUCCGGUAGCUCACAGCAGUCGCUGGUGUCCAACGAGGAGUCAACGGGUCGCAAUGACUCAAGCACUUCACUGAAUAUACCCGGCUACACGGGACGCCAUCAACGAACUCACUCGGCGAGCAGUCGCAACGGCCUCACCACGCUCCGCAUACCACACACCUUCAUGGUGCACACCUAUGGCAUUCCGACGGUGUGCCAGCUGUGCAAGAAACUGCUGAAGGGACUGUUCAAGCAGGGGCUGCAAUGUCGCGACUGCCAGUACAAUACUCACAAGAAGUGCAUGGACAAGGUGCCGCAGGAUUGCACGGGCGAGGCGCAGCUGAGUCAGCUGCAGGCGGAGAUUAGUGAUGGCACGCCGCGCAAGGAGCGUGACAAUUUCUUUCGCGAGGAGUUCGAUGACAGUGACUUUGAGGAUGGACCGUCGCCACAAGCAUACCACAACCAAAAAGCCUUGACACAAGGCACUAAUCUGGUAGCCGGGCGGCCACGUGAGGCGCCAAAAGCAUUAACCAAUGCCCAGAACUCACCGCCCGAGCUGGUAAAUGGCGGCAUGGCGGAUGAGAAUAGUGCGCGUAGUGACACCAAAUCCAGCGAUGGCCAGUCGGAGCAAUCGCAAUCAUCAUCAUCUUCCUCGCCCAGCGCCAACAUUCCCCUCAUGCGCAUCGUGCAGUCGGUUAAGCACACCAAGAAACGCGGUGGCCAAGCUCUGAAGGAGGGCUGGCUGGUGCAUUACACAUCGCUGGACAAGGCACUCAAGCGUUACUAUUGGCGCUUGGACUCCAAGACCAUAACGCUCUUCAUCUCGGAGCAGGGCAGCAAGUACCACAAAGAACUGCCGCUGGCGGAGCUGUUGUCGAUUGAGACGCAUCGUGAUCCGCGCGUGGAUAGCAACUAUUGCUUCGAACUGUGCACCGCGAAUCUCAGCUACUAUGUGGGCCAGGAUCCGCAGCUGGGCGAGGAUCAGGCUGUGCGUCUGCCGCCUCCGGACAGCGGCAUUGGCACCGACAUCGCCAAGAGCUGGGAGACGAGCAUACGCCAAGCCUAUAUGCAUGUGACCAACACACAAUGCUGCGAAUCUGAGGAGCAAGUCCAGGACAUGGGUCAGCUGUAUCAAAUCUUUCCCGACGAAGUGCUGGGCUCCGGACAGUUUGGCGUCGUCUACGGCGGAGUGCACAAAAAGACCAAGCGUGAGGUGGCCAUCAAAGUGAUUGACAAGCUUCGCUUUCCCACCAAGCAGGAGGCGCAGCUGAAGAACGAGGUGGCCAUACUGCAGAACAUCACGCACUGUGGCGUUGUGAAUCUGGAGCGAAUGUUCGAGACACCCGAACGCAUCUUUGUGGUGAUGGAGAAGCUCAAGGGCGACAUGCUGGAGAUGAUACUCUCGCAUUCGCGUGGUCGUCUCAGCGAACGUGUCACCAAAUUCCUGAUCACACAAAUCCUGAUUGCGCUCAAGUAUCUGCAUUCGCAGAACAUUGUGCACUGCGAUCUGAAGCCGGAGAAUGUAUUGCUCUCCUCGGAUGCCGAAUUUCCGCAGGUGAAACUCUGUGAUUUUGGCUAUGCGCGCAUCAUUGGCGAGAAAUCGUUUCGACGCUCUGUGGUGGGCACUCCUGCGUAUUUGGCACCGGAAGUGUUGCGCAACAAGGGCUACAAUCGCUCGCUGGACAUGUGGAGCGUUGGUGUCAUCAUCUAUGUGAGCCUGAGUGGCACAUUUCCCUUCAACGAGGAAGAGGACAUCAACGAUCAGAUUCAGAAUGCGGCGUUCAUGUAUCCGCCCAAUCCCUGGAAGGAGAUCUCCUCAAAUGCCAUUGACCUCAUCAAUAAUCUGUUGCAAGUGAAGCAACGCAAGCGUUACACUUGCGACAAGAGUCUCAUGCACUAUUGGCUGCAGGACAAGCAAACCUAUCGGGAUCUGCGCAAUCUCGAGACCCAAGUCGGGCUUGGUCGUUAUCUCACCCAUGAGGCGGAUGAUCUACGUUGGGACAGUGCUGGCGACAUUUGACCUGGACAUGCGGAGAAAACGAAAAACAAUACAUUGAAUCCCGAACUGAUGCAGCCGCUGUGCGGCAGCCAUAGCGUGCCCAACGAUAAUAGCUACCCAUCCCCAUCGAAUUGCGCCGGAUGCCAUCGCUUGUCCAGCUCACCCAAAGUGGAGGCCAUUGGUGACAAGGCGCUCAAAUGGAUGCGUUUCCAUCUCUGCAAGCACAUCAAAUAGCGCCCAUUUCUUUUGCUACAUUUAAUAAGCACGGACAUUUUUUCAAAAUCUACUUCAGCAAAUUUUUGAAAUAUCUAUAAUGCAAAAAUAUACACAUAUAUAUAAUAUAAUAUAACAUACUAUAAUAUAUAAUUUUGAUCAUUGUUGCACUGGCGUUUUCUCGAUGUGUCACCAAAAUGCUUUUUCAUGGUCAUGACAAUUUUAUAUAACUGAAAUCUCUGUGCUAAAAAUUUUUCUUAAGAAUCAAAACUAGUUAAUAGCUUAACAAACUUAACUAAUUGCAGUACUUAAAAUUUAAUAUUCAUACUAUAUAAUACAUAUGUACUACUUAUAUAGACCAACGGCCCAAAACUAAACUGAAUCAAAAUGAAUGCAACGCUCAGAGCUGUGCGAGUAACUCAUUCUUUAGAACCAAAUUACAAAUGCAUAAAGAAAACAAAACUUAAACAGCAAAAAAAAUACAAAACAACAACAACAACUACAAAAUAGUUUAAUAAAUAAACAAAACUA